ACGUUUUACCUUGUUUUAGGUCUUGGGAUUGUACAAAAAUGGUUAAAGAACAUUUAGGAAUGAUUAUUGGAAAUAUUUUGUACAAAGACUUUUAUCCCUUGGAGAUCGACACGGUGUUCAAUAAAAUUAAGGAAACUUUUUCUAUCUUGUUGGAUAACGCCACUUGGAUUUCGAAUGAUUACAUUGAAAAGGCAAAAUCGAAGGUGAAUAAUACCGUACUCGCAAUUACAGGAGGCAAACCUGUCCCGGAAAAACUAGAUAAAUAUUAUGAAAAUCUUAAAACAACACCUAAUAAUUUUCUAGACAACUUCAUAAACAUCAUAAAAUUGAAUACUAUGAUGGAUUUUAAAAAUAUUAACCGGAAGAAUUUACGACAAGAAUAUGAGAACUACAAAUUAAAUGAACCAGCGUUUGUGCUUAAUCAAAAUAUCCUAUGUAUUGAUUAUUAUUACUGA
Aethina tumida (small hive beetle) is the source of this 455-nucleotide messenger RNA. RefSeq lists its product as uncharacterized. Bases 39 to 455 code for a protein of 138 amino acids. The record is from RefSeq and is a predicted model, not a curated record. The transcript has 3 exons. Gene Ontology annotation, molecular function: metallopeptidase activity. NCBI's taxonomy places the organism in Eukaryota, Metazoa, Arthropoda, Insecta, Coleoptera, Nitidulidae.